AUGUCUCCAUCUGCCCUUACAGACCUCGAUCAGCAUGACAGGGUGCCUGCUGCUCCCAGCAAUGGUGUUCAUCUGCCCAAUGGCCAUCUUUCCACCACUGUCCUUAACGGACACGCGCGAACUGCGUUUUUGCUCGAUCGAAACCUCCAUAAAUCUUUUCCGGUAGUUGAGAGAGGUAGCGGCAGCUAUCUCUACUUGAAAGAUGGGCGUGUCAUCUUCGAUGCCACAUCGGGAGCUGCGGUCUCUUGCUUGGGACACGGAAAUAAGAGGGUUUUCAAGGCUAUCUCUGCCAUCCUAUCUACUGGCAUACCUUACCUUGCAUCUACCUUUUGGGCCUGCGAAGUCGUCGAGGAGCUCUGUAAGAAAUUAAUUGAUGGUACAGGGGGCAAAAUGGCCAGAGUUUAUCUGACAGGCUCAGGAUCUGAGGCUAUGGAGGCGGCCAUCAAGCUUGCUCGCCAAGUCUUCUACGAGAAUGAUCCAGCGACUCGUCGCGUCAACUUCAUUACUCGUGAGGGCUCGUAUCACGGUAACACGAUUGGCGCCUUGGCCAUGUCAGGACAUCCAGUGCGCCGUGCACCAUACGAGCCAUUCUUGAUGGACAACGUGCAUCAUGUUUCUGCCUGCAAUGCCUAUCGGCAACGGGCCGACGGAGAGUCAGACUCUUCAUUUGUCGCAAGGAAAGCCACUGAGCUCGAAGCAAAAUUCCAGGAGCUUGGCCCAGAGACCGUCAUUGGCUUCGUAGCAGAACCAGUCGUAGGUGCCGCUCUUGGGUGCGUGCCUUCGGUUCCGGGCUAUCUGAAAGCAAUGAGGGACGUCUGCCACAAGCAUGGCGCGCUCUUCAUUCUGGACGAGGUGAUGAGCGGCAUGGGCCGCUGUGGAACUUUGCAUGCUUGGCAAAACGAGGACGUUGUGCCUGACUUGCAGACAGUUGGGAAGGGACUGGGUGGUGGCUAUCAGCCUGUCGCGGCAGUGUUCAUCUCGUCCAGAGUUGUCAACACAUUGCUGAAUGGGAGCGGUCAGUUUGUCCAUGGACAGACGUAUCAGGGCAUGCCCGUUCAGGCAGCGGCGGCGCUCGAAGUCCAGAGAAUCGUGGAGGAGGAAAAUCUGGUUGGUAACGUCAAAAGACAGGGGUUGUAUUUGGAGAAAUGCCUUCGGUCUCGGUUGGCAGACCAUCCAAAUGUGGGUGAUAUUCGAGGUCGAGGACUUUUCUGGGGGCUCGAAUUCGUGAAGGAUAAGGCAACCAAGGAGCCAUUUGAUCCAAGGUUGGGUGUUGCACAAAGGGUGCACGAUACUGCGAUUUCGGCCCCCUUUAACAUGACCAUGUAUCCCGGUACAGGGACCGUUGAUGGAUUCAGGGGAGAUCAUGUGAUCCUGGCGCCCGCGUAUAAUGUUACCGAGGAGGACAUCGAGCAUAUUGCCCAGGUUACUUCGAAUGUUGUCCAUCAAGUUUUUCGAAAGCUUGGCAGUCUGUAA
Molecule: messenger RNA, 1473 nt
Organism: Hyaloscypha bicolor E
Lineage: Eukaryota; Fungi; Ascomycota; Leotiomycetes; Helotiales; Hyaloscyphaceae
Product: PLP-dependent transferase
Exons: 3
Coding region: 1-1473 (490 amino acids)
Cellular component (GO): cytosol
Molecular function (GO): transaminase activity; pyridoxal phosphate binding
Source: RefSeq, a predicted model, not a curated record